Messenger RNA from Cotesia congregata, 558 nucleotides. Lineage: Eukaryota; Metazoa; Arthropoda; Insecta; Hymenoptera; Braconidae. The record is from the annotation of a GenBank genome assembly.
GCUAUACCCAUUUUUUGGACAAUAAUGACCCACAAAGGCGAAGAAUGUUAUCGAAGAGUUUUUGAAUUUUUAAAACAAAAAAUUCCAACAUUCAACCCUUCAAGCUAUAUGUCCGAUUUCGAAUUUGGGUUGCACAAUGCGAUAAAAGAUGUUUUUCCAAAUAUUGACGCCAAUCAUUGUCACUUUCACUAUGCUCAGGCUCUCAUAAAUAAAUCAACAGAGAUAGGAUUAAUAAACAAGACAACAAUUAGACCUGGAACACAUCCGGAAAUCUACAUUGUUGUCAAGCAACUUAUCGCUCUGGCACUUUUACCUCCAAAUUUGAUCAAAAUCACGUUCGAAAAUAUCAAGAGAGUUACAAUGGAAACGUUUGGGAACCAUUUCGAUGGACUCUUUGGUUAUUAUGAGCGGUAUUGGCUGAAGACUGUGAAACCUGAAGGUUUCUCAAUUUACAAUUUACGAGAUGAUCGAACAAAUAACCAUAUAGAGUCGUACCACCGAACUUUGAACAUGCACCUGCGAAAAAAUCCACAUCCCAAUCAAUUUUUUUGUAAGUAA